AGGGCAGAGUAGAAGGGGAGGAUCACCUCCCUCAACCUGCUGGCCACGCUGUUUUUAAUGCACCCCAGGAUAUCAUUGGCCUUGGCUGCAAGGGCAUACUGCUGGCUCAUGGCCAACUUGUUGUCCGCCAGGACCUCUAGGUCCUUCUCUGCAGAGCUUCUGUUUAGCAGGUCAUCCCCUAAUCUGUACUGAUGCAUUUCUCCCCACGUGCAGGACUCUACACUUGAUUUUUUUUUUGAACCUCAUCAGGUUUCUCUCUGUCCAAAUCUCCAGACUGUCCAGGUCCUGCUGAAUUGCAGCACAGUCUUCUGGCAUGUCUGCCACUCCUCCCCAUUUUGUAUCAUCAGCAAACUUACUGAGGGUGGACUCUAUCUCUUCAUCCAUGUCAUUAAUGAAGAUGUUGAACGAGAUCAGACCCAGCACUGACUCCUGGGAAACACCGCUAGUUCUAGGGCUCCAGGUGGACUCUGUUUCAUUGAUCACAACUGUCUGAGCUCUGCCAGUCAGCCAGUUCUCAACCAGCUCACUGUACACUUAUCUAUCCCACACUUUCUAAGCUUCAUUACAAGGAUGCUGUGGGAGACAGUGUCAGAUGCUUCGCUGAAGUCAAGGUACACAACAUACACUGCUCUCCCCUCAUCAACCCAACCAGUGAUGACAUCGUAGAAGGCUACCAGGUUGGUCAAGCACUAUUUCCUCUUGGUGAAUCGCUGUUGACUAAUAAGCUUCUCAUCUAAUUGCUUGGAGGUGGCAUCCAGAACAAGUUGUUCCAUCAGCUUUCCAGGGACUGAGGUCAGGCCCUUUUUCCACAUUUCUUGGACCUUCUUCUUCCCUUUAAGUUUAUCCAUUAGCUCUUUUUAGUGCAGGUAUUUACCUUAUCAGUAGGAGAAGGUCUGGAGCACUUGGAACAAUCACCCACCUGAACCGAGGUCUCCUUUCUUACCAGUUCUAUCUGGACAGAUGCAUCUAACAUCUGGGAUUUCGCUGAAGAGGCACUGGUUUUAGCCCUCAGGUUCAUGAAUAGAUUGAAGAAAAUAUGGCCAAUCAACGAGAUUACAUUUGCAGACCUAUUUGCAAUGGAAUUUCUGUUCCUGAAAGUAAAAUUAAUUCCUUAGUGGCUGAAGGUCAUGGACAACAAAUUCUAAAAGUACUACAAAAGUUCAGAGAACAAAAUAUAUUUUUUGACUUUAAAAUUAUUGUGAAAGAUGAAGUCAUUCCUUGUCAUCGCUGUGUACUGGCAGCUUGCAGUGAUUUUUUCAGAGCCCUGUUUGAAGUUAAUAUGAAAGAACGAGAUGAUGGCAAUGUUACUAUUAGUAAUCUAUCACCCAAGGCAGUGAAAGCUUUUCUUGAUUACGCUUACACAGGAAAAACAGAGAUAACAAAUGAUAACGUGGAAAUGCUCUUCCAGCUGUCAUCAUUCCUUCAAGUUUCACUCCUUUCCAAAGCUUGCAGUGACUUUCUCAUAAAAAGUAUCGAUCUUGUCAAUUGCUUACAGUUGCUUUCUCUGUCGGAAAGUUAUGGUUCUGUCCGCUUAUUUGAUCAUGCACUAGAUUUUGUACAGCACCACUUCUCCCUGCUACUAAGAUCAAGUGACUUUUUGGAGAUGAAUUUCGAGAUAUUACAAAAAUGUCUUGAAGCUGACGAACUAAAUGUCCCUGAGGAAGAAUCAGUGUUGAAUGCUGUUCUUCAGUGGACCAAACAUAAUGUAGAAACGCGACAGAAGUAUCUGCCCAAUUUGAUCAAAAAAGUGAGGCUACACCAGUUACCUGAAAAGACUUUGCAAGACUUUCUGCAUUCGGAAGAAUAUUUACUUAAAAGUGCUAAUUGUUCAGUAAUAAUCAGUGAUGCAGUUAAAAGUGUGCAAGACUUUAGCGGACUAUUUCCAGAUGCACGCCCUUCAACAACAGAAAAAUACAUAUUUGUUCAUAAAACUGAUGAAGACGGAGAAAACAGGCAUACAUUUUGUUACAACAUCAAAACAGAUAAAUGGAAAGAACUACCACAUACACACAUGAUUGAUCUUCCAGGGUCAAGCUUAUCUAGCUACGGAGAAAAAAUAUUUAUAACUGGAGGAUGCAAAGGGAAUUGUUACAGGACGGUCAGGCUUCAUAUUGCUGAACCGUUUCAUGAUGCCACGGACCAAACCUGGUGCUACUGUCCAGUCCGCAAUGAAUUCUCCAUAGUGUCAGCUAUGAGAAAACCAAGGACAAUGCACACAUCUGUUGUCACCUUAAACCAGUUGUUUGUCAUAGGUGGAAAGACCAGAGGAGCUCAAGAAACCCGAAGUCUUUUGGAUGUAGAAUCAUAUAAUCCUCUUUCCAAAGACUGGAAAUCUGUAAGCCAAUUACCAAGAGGUAUCUACUAUCCAGAAGCAAGUGCAUGUCAGAAUAUAAUUUACGUCCUUGGCUCAGAAGUAGAAAUUACAGAUGCCUUUAAUCCGUCUCUUGACUGUUUCUUUAAGUAUAACGCUAUGACUGAUCAGUGGUCGGAGCUCGUAGCAGAAUUUGGGCAGUUUUUCCACGCAACUCUAAUCAAAGCUGUUCCAGUGAACUGCACAUUGUACAUAUGUGAUCUCUCCACCUACAAAGUCUACAGCUUUUGCCCAGAAACCUGUGUUUGGAAAGGGGAAGGAUCUUUUGAAUGUGCUGGAUUCAAUGCAGGGGCAGUUGGGACAGAAGACAAAAUUUAUAUAUUAGGCGGUGAUUAUGCUCCAGAAGAAAUCACAGAUGAAGUUCAAGUCUACCACAGUAACAGGUCUGAGUGGGAAGAAGUUUCCCCAAUGCCAAGAGCCUUAACUGAAUUUUACUGUCAGGUCAUUCAGUUUAAUAAGUAUAGGGACCCCUGGUCAUCUGUAAUGACAAUUUGCUCUGGAGAAUUUUGAAAUUCCUGAUUCAAAAUAAUCUAUUUAAAUGCACAAGUUUUAGAACAGAUUUUUCAGUAUUAGUUUGCAGAAAAAUAUGUACUAUUUUUGUUUUAAAUCUUCAGUUUAAAUUGUCUGCUAUAGAAAUGUUUUCGAAAGGGUCUAUAAAAUUCCCAUUCAUCCUAGUCAUUAUAUAUUAAGAAUUACUUAGUUUUAUAUACAAAUCUUCUCUGUAAUUGUCUGAAUAAUUUUCAAAAUACUACUUUAAAAAAAAAAAGUAAUGGGGAAUUUAUUUUGUAAUAUGUGCCAUUAUUUCUGUAAUAAUCACAGUUGACCCAGGAGAUAAAUUGCUGAGUGAGAAAACCGAUAGCGAUACUGUUUUCCCUAUGUAACUGAAGUGUAAAGAAAUCUACAUUCAUGAUGUUUCCCUUUUUUUUCCCUUUUUUUUUGGUAUUCACAAACCUGUUAGAGGACUUCAUUGUCAGUUUUAUCUUAUUAGAAUGACCUGGGCAAGGGGA
This is a messenger RNA of Numida meleagris (helmeted guineafowl), 3378 nucleotides long. RefSeq names its product kelch repeat and BTB domain containing 3 (gene KBTBD3). Bases 1037 to 2881 code for a protein of 614 amino acids. NCBI's taxonomy places the organism in Eukaryota, Metazoa, Chordata, Aves, Galliformes, Numididae. Gene Ontology annotation, molecular function: protein binding. The record is from RefSeq and is a predicted model, not a curated record. The transcript has 3 exons.